This is a messenger RNA of Parasteatoda tepidariorum (common house spider), 4104 nucleotides long. The record is from RefSeq and is a predicted model, not a curated record. NCBI's taxonomy places the organism in Eukaryota, Metazoa, Arthropoda, Arachnida, Araneae, Theridiidae.
CUAAAAGAUCAAUUUCGCUGUUUCCGGUGCUUAAAGAAAUAUCACACAUCCAAAAAAUGUUGGAAUAAAUGUAUUUGCACAUUAUGUAAGAAACCGCAUAGCGAAUUAAUUUGUGAUAAAUCAGCAAUAAAUAAUGAGUCGAAAGAGAAAAACGAUACUUUGGCAUCCGUUACCGCUUCAUGUGUUUCGAAACGAAAACAAAAUGAAAUGAUCUAUUUACAGACUUCUUUAGCGUAUUUGAUUUAUGGUAAUGUAAAGAAGUUGGUUAGAAUUUUAUUUGACUCUGGUAGCCAUCGCAGUUUUUUGAAACGGGAUAUUUGUAAUGAGUUGAACCUCAGGACCAUUAAAACUGAACGGUUGCAUGUUUUCGGUUUUGGAGAAAAAAUUUCCAAGGGGUGUUCUUAUGAUUUAGUGAAAGUGAAUCUUCAGAACAAAAACGAUAAAAAAUUAAAUGUUUGCAUUGAAGCAUUUGUAGUAGAAAAAAUAACGUGUGGGAAAAUAGCCGCACCCCAUGAGAAAAUUAAACAAUUAGCAAGGAAAAAUAAUAUUUUUCUUUCGGAUACCGGAGAAAUUGCUGAUAUAGACAUUUUGAUCGGCGCCGAUUUCCUACAUGACGUAAUCUUUGAUACGUCUUUGAGGCUGGGAAAAGGGCUCGUUGCAACCGAUAGUUUAUUUGGUUUUGUGGUUCAAGGGAGAUUCAUGAAUAAUUGCCAAUUAAGUAGGAUUGUAAACAAUACUAUAAUAUCUGAUGUUGAUUAUUCUUUGUUUUGGAACCUUGAAGGAUUAGGAAUAAAUACUAUGAACGAAGAAAAUGUUGAUAAUAAAAGUGAAUUGUUAAAAGGUUUUAAUUCUGAUUUGCAUUUUGAAAAUAAUAGGUAUAGUGUACGACUUCUCUGGAGACCAAAUACAAAACAUUUGUUAAAUGAUAACUUUGAGCUGGCUUCAGAGAGGUUUGACAAAUUAAAGAGGAGAUUUAAGAAUGAUAAAUCCUUGUUUGAAGAAUAUAAAAAAGUUAUAAAAACUUACGAAAAUGAAGGGAUAAUUGAGAAAGUUAAAAACACUGAUCCCCAAAAUUAUAAACAAUGUUAUUUACCUCAUAGGGCGGUUAUAAGAAACGAUAAACUAACUAGCAAAUUAAGGAUUGUAUUUGACGGUUCCGCGCAUAAGAAAAAUGAAUUGUCUCUUAACGAUUGUUUGUAUAUUGGGCCAAAUUUAUACCCAGAUAUAUAUGAACUUAUGCUAGCGUUUCGGGAAAACAAGAUUGCUUUUAUAGGGGACGUUCAACAAGCUUUCUUACAAAUAGGGAUUAAUGUAGAAGAUCGAGAUGUCACAAGAUUUCUUUGGUCAGAUGACCCCGAUAAUGAUUCGUCUACAGUAAUUUAUAGAUUUUGCCGCGUACUAUUUGGUAUCAACUGUAGCCCUUUUCUCUUAGCGGCUACUAUUAAAGAGCAUAUUAAAAAGUUUGCAAAAUCAAAGCCUCUUGCGUAUGAAUUACUAAAUGAAAGGGUAUAUGUCGAUGACGUCAUAGGGGGAAGUGACAGUACAGAUACAGCAUUUCAAAUAAGUUCUGAUUGUGUUGAAAUAUUUCGGGAUGCGGGCAUGGUAUUGAGAAAGUUUCAAACAAAUGAUAAAAAAUUACGUGAAUUAUGGAAGAAUGCAGGUAUAGAUGUUCAGAAUGAAAAGGAAUCGUUAGGUCAAUCAGGCUUUCCAUUUAAAGUUUUGGGAGUUUGUUGGGAUCCUGAAAAAGAUGUAUUUUACUUUGAGUCCAAAUAUCUGUUAAAAUUGAUAGACACAGGGCAAAUAACAAAACGAUUUAUUUUGAAAAUCAUUGGGCGUAUUUUUGAUCCAGUAGGAUUUUUGGGACCCUUUACAAUGCUUCUAAAAUCUCUAGUUCAAAGCAUUUGGAAAAGCGGAUUGGAGUGGGAUCAAGAGCUACCCUUAGAUAUGGAAAAUCAGUGGCGCGAAAUAUGUAAACAAUUCGGUGAACUUAAUGAUUUGAAAAUACCGCGUUAUUAUUUUUUCGAAGCAGGUAACAAAGAAAUUAUAAGUUCACAGUUACAUAUCUUCUCUGACGCCAGCUUAAAGGGUUAUGGUACAGUUGCCUAUAUCAGAUCAGAAACUAGUGAUGGGCAUAUUUCUACAUGUUUUGUUUCAGCUAAAAGUAGAAUUGCGCCCCUCAAAAUGAUUACAUUACCACGACUUGAGCUACUAGGUGCCCUCCUCUCUGCUAGAUUAUUUCGAACUAUUACUAGAGCCAUAAAAAUUCCGUGUGACAGUUUCUUUUGGUGCGAUUCCUCUAUUGUGUGUUGUUGGAUAAAAACUCCUGCCAUUCGUUUUAAACAAUUUGUGCGUAACCGAUUGGAAGAAAUUCAAGAGAUUACUCAACCUAAGGACUGGUUCCACUGCCCCGGAAUUGACAAUCCUGCCGAUCUUAUUAGUAGAGGUGCUUCCAUGAGUAUAUUGAAGAAUUCCGACAUUUGGUGGAAGGGGCCACCUUGGUUGUCCCUUCCGACCGAAAUGUGGCCAGAAUUGAAACUCUUCAAAGAAAAUGAUGAACAAAUUGAGUAUCGUAAAAAUGAAAUCACCGUUAUGAAAUGUGUAGAUGGUGAAGAACUUGAGUUGAUAAAUAUCGCUAACUUUAGCAACCUCGAAAAAGUUGUUAGAAUCAUAGCGUGGGUAGUGCGAUAUUUGAACUGUUUAAAGAAAGUUAAGCCGAAUAUGGACACUUUGACUGCAGAAGAGCUCCGAAAUUCUGAAGAUAUACUAGUAAAGCUUACUCAAGCAAAAUUCUUUGAAAGUGAGAUACGAGCUCUCCAAUCUAGUUUGCCUAUUCCAGCUUCUUCUACUAUUUUCAAUUUAGCUCCUUAUCUUGAUGAAAAAGGUAUCCUGAGAAUCACAGGAAGAUUGGACGAAGGAGAUUAUUCUUUUGAUGAGAAAAAGCCUAUAAUCAUACCAAGACAGUCUAAAUUUGCAGAGUUGCUUGUCAAGCGAGAACACGAAAAUGUAUUUCAUUCUGGAGUAGAGAGCACUCUAGUACAAAUUCGGAGAAGAUUUUGGGUGCCUAAAGGAAGACAAUUAGUAAAAAAGGUUGUCUCGAAAUGUUUGAUUUGUCGCAGAUACACAGCCAAGCCUUCUACCCAAAUGACUGGACAGCUUCCAAAAGAUCGAAUUAGUGAAACUCCUGCUUUUACCGUAUGCGGAAUUGAUUUUGCCGGACCAAUCUACAUCAAGGGUGAAAAUGGAAUAAAGAAAUCAUAUAUAGCCUUGUUCACAUGCGCAGUCACGAGAGCAAUACAUCUUGAAUUAGUCUCAGACAUGUCUACUUCAACUUUUCUGCUCGCAUUCAGAAGAUUUCUCUCUAGAAGAGGUGGUUGUCAUACAAUCUACUCCGACAACGCCAAGACUUUUAAAUGUACUGAUAAAGAGCUUCAGAGAUUAUUUGAUAUUUUGGAAAAUUCCGAAUUCAAAAACUUUCUUGCUGCUAAAAGAAUAUCCUGGAAAUUCAUCGUCCAACUUGCCCCUUGGUGGGGAGGAUUUUAUGAAAGAUUGGUAAAAAGUGUCAAAGAGCCUCUAAAGAAAAUACUUCGAAAAGCUCUCUUAAAUUUUGAAGAGAUGACCACUAUAUUGACUGAAAUCGAAACCAUCGUUAAUCUUCGACCCUUGUCCUACGUCACUAACGAAAUUGGUGAACCGGAAAUUCUUACCCCAUCACAAUUUUUAACCCCUGGUAAAGAAAAGGCAGAGUAUCCAGCCCAUUUCAUAGAAACCAUCCAUAGAGAAUCCACCAAAAAGAUUCUUAUAAAAAGAAAAGAAUACCAAGCUACAUUAUUGGCUAAUUUAUGGAAGCGCUGGAAGGAGCGCUAUUUGUUUAAUUUGAGAUCUGCACACAACUUUACUUCUCCUAACCUAACAAAAUGUUUGAAAGUGGGAGAUGUGGUUUUGAUGGAGGGCACCACAAAAUCAAAACUAUUAUGGGACAUAGGUAUUAUAACAAAAGUAUUUCAAGGGCGUGAUGGACUUGUAAGAUCUUGCCUUAUUCGCAAAUCCAAAGGCGAAUAUAAACGCCCGGUACAACUUAUUUAUCCUUUAGAACUCAAUGACUAA